AUGGGUUUCUUCAGUAAGAUAGGAAACUUCUUUCGAAAUGUUGGAAGAGGUAUAUGGAAUGGAAUAAAAUCUGUCGGAAAAGGAAUUUGGAACGGUGUCAAAAAUAUUGGUAAAAGAGUAGGUCAGUUCGUUG
Messenger RNA from Trichomonas vaginalis G3, 133 nucleotides. RefSeq lists its product as uncharacterized. The annotation marks the transcript as partial. The transcript has a single exon. The record is from RefSeq and is a predicted model, not a curated record. Lineage: Eukaryota; Parabasalia; Trichomonadida; Trichomonadidae.